AUGAGAGCAGCAGAGCGCGCGAAACCGAGCGACAUCCGGUGUUGGUUUCCGGUCCGGAGACGAAGAAGAAGAAGGUGGUGCGCCGGACAAAUUGUUCCCUCCUCUUCAAUCCCAAAACAAAACAGCAGUGUCAGGCACAGGUAAGAUUUAGAAGCAGUUUUUAAUCCACAGUAUUUACUUUAUCAAAGGCAUAUUUGACAUUAAAUCGUUUGAACGUUGACAUAGACCCCCAGUAGUUGGAAGCAGCUGUAUUGUUGACUUAGCUGCUAGCUUAGCUUUCUCAUCAGCGUCGCUGUGCAUCAUCUGAUGUUUUGACAUUGGUAUCUGCUGCUUUUAGGAGCAGUAGACUCAAUGAAGAGUUCUUGUUCCGUUCAAUCAUACAUUACCUGCGUGCUGCGUGACUUGAAGUGUCCGUAAAGAUGUUUGGUGGCUAAUGUUUGUUUUUCUCCAUUAAAAACUUGAAGCUUGGCUCAAAGGGGGAGAAUGGAUGCCCUUACUCAUAUGCUUACAGACCCUCUGGAGCCCAAAGAAGAAAACGAUGGCCCAAUCACAGAGGAAUGCAUGCUGGGAGACUGCAGAGUCAACCUUCCAGAGGACCUGCUAGAGGACGUGAGUGUCCUGACACACAUUUCUGCUCUUUCUGUUCUCGUUUUCACGCAUUGCAGAAGCUUCAGACAUUUAUGGGCUUUGCAUUUGUUUUCAACAGCCGGAAAUCUUCUUCUCCGUGAUGAGUGAAAGUACCUGGACUGAUGUACUGUCAGAAUCCCAGAGGCAGCACCUUCGCCAGUUUUUGCCACAGUUUCCUGACAACAACAUCGUGGAGCAGGACGAUUCCAUCAGCGACCUGUUCAACAACAUCAACUUUAACUUUGGAAAUCCUCUUCAUCUUGCACAAAAACUAUUCAGAGGUGUUUCCUGGUUAAUAAAUAAACAAAUAAAUACAACCAUAUAUAAUGUUGAAGGAAUUCAUGACAUGCUUUUUCAUGUGUUUUCUCAUUUUCUCAUCCUAGAUGGAUAUUUCAAUCCAGAGGUUGUCAAGUACAGACAACUAUGUGCAAAGUCACAGAAAAAGCGACAGUUAUACUGCCUUCAGCAGUAUUACCACAGACUUUUGAAGCAGAUACUCAUCUCGAGAAAGGUACUUUUGCAAAUUUGAAGUGUGAGGCAAAUGGCCUUUUACAGUCAGUCAUAAUGUGUUUUUUUUGUUGUUGUUGUUGUAGGAGCUGCUGAAGUUUGCAGUUCAGAAUGGUAUGGACUUUCCACCAAAAAGGAAAUUAUCAACCAAGUCUCACGCUGAAAUGCGUGAGCCAAGGGUGAGAAGAAGAAUCAGCCGCAUAUUGAAGGAGGUCAAAGCUGAGUGUGGAGACAGCAAUGCUUCAUCUGAUGAUGAUGGUCAGUCAUUUCAAACAAUAAAACUGUUUAUACAUUUGUACUCAGAUUAUCAUGGUAAUAAAGAAGGUUCUAAAAAAAAAGUCAAAUUGGUAUUCAUUCAGACGUUAAAACAGUAGACAUUUAGGAGUGUAAAAUCUAUGUGCAAGCAGGCAAAUGAGUGAAACUGACCAGCACUCUGAAUGUCCCCUGCAUACACUUUCAGAUAUAUCAUUGUGGAAUCCAGCACCACAGUCACCUUCCUCCCCCACACCCACUGUCUCACUCAGAGUUCUUCCCAGCCUCUCCACACAAGACAUGAAGACUACUGGUGGGUAAUUUCUACAGAAUUCAGAUUAUGGUUCACAAACAUUUGAGGAUAAACGGUUGAAAGUGUUCUAUCAAUUUACAGAAAAAACUGAACUUGGGGAGCGAGACCUGAAAGCCAUGUUGCAAAACCAUCGAGAGAAGAGGAAGCGGCAGCCAGUGAGUGAUACCAGAAGGGAAAGACAUGUGAUUCUGUUUGAAGUUUAUGGUCUGACAUUAUUGAUUUUAUUUCACAGGAUCAUCCAGAUUUAUUGACUUCUGAUAUUCACCUUGGAGACAUACUAUCAAGAGCAAAUAUUGGUCGGAAGGGAGCUGUGUGUAAGUAAAUACGUUUUUCAAACAGUGAGGGCCUGAUUUACUUAAGGUACCACACAAUGAAAGCUAAAUGCUGUGUAUAUUCCAGCAAGUUCAACAUUUAGUUGGUGUGUGUUUUGCACAUUAUCAACUAAGAAGAACUAUAAUGUCAACAGGUGCAAAGACACUGGAGAUAGUGGUAUUUAAAUCAGGGUUCUGUGUAUGUAACAUGUGUACACUGUGUAGGGUUUGGAUUGAAAGCAGACUGGCAACACGUGCAGAGUGAAAUUUAGCACCAUUGGAGGUAUAAGUGAGAAAGAGAAAUAAAAAUGCACUGUAUCUGGCCCGAAAAUGGCUCUAAAUGGAAUCGGUGGUGAGGUCUCUCUAUCAAAGCAGUCCCACCGUGGAGUGGCUGGUGACUGCAGAGAGAGAGAGGAGUGCACUGCUUGGGGUUUUACCAUUGGGGAAAAGAGGAAAGCAAGAAGACGUAGAUUUGAGUUUGAAUUUUCUUCAGGUUACACUGACUUUGAAUAUUCAGUUUUGUGUGGCUGCAAAAAUAGGCCACAGCUAAUGUAUAUUUAAUCAGGGCAUUUUUCUAAGUUAAACAUUAUUAAACAGGUAUUAACAAAAAAAAAAUAGCCAAUGAGAAGUGACUUUGAAACAGACUGAUGUGUGUCUGUAGACGUCUUCCUAAGAGAGCCAUCUAUGAGCCAUCUGAAGAUCAACUUCUAGGUUUGUUUGUGAAUAACUUAAACAUGUAAACACACAUACCUUAAGUAAAUCAGGCCCUAAGUGUGACACUGAUAGAUUUCCUGAUGAACUGCUAAUUUUGUUUCUUUCCUGUUUUCCUGCAGCUCUCUUUGAUUUGUGUCUGCCCAAAAAGAAGAUGAAAGAUGAGAGAAGGAAGAAAAAGAUGAGGACGAUAAAAGUGGAAUCUGAGGAUCCCUGUGAGACUCUAACAUCUUCAGAAACCCAAUUAGCUCCACCCACAAAUAUCAUCAACUCCCUGCCGGAUACUCCAUCAACUCCGCUGACCAACAUCAAGGAGGAGUGAGUCAACUGUGCUGCUGUUGUUAAGAAUAUUCACAGGAUCUUUAUGUCCUAUUGUUGUACGUAUUGACUCUUACGUUGUCUCAGACUAAUUUGGCAUCAUUACUGCAGGAUUGUGGAGGAAUCCCAGAGCAGCCCACCUAUAGUUGAGGAAAUAGCUGUCAGUUUCUUCAGCUUGUUGGAGAGCAUCUUAAGAGCAGAAAAUCUGGCCAGUACUUUAAUGGUAUGCCGUCAUUACAGAGUCUUUCAUAUGUCUCUUAAAGUAGAUAACAAUUCUCUGAUAAAACACUGACAAGUUUUUAUUUUGAUCUCACAGCUGGAGGACAAAGUUCAAAUGUGGCAGUCGUCUCCAGCCAGCUCUCUCAACGUCUGGUUUUCAUCCGUUCCCUGUUGGUCUGACCUGGUUCUUCAGGCCCUGCAGUUUCUUGCUGGAGAAACAAAAGGUAAUAAGAAGAGAUCACUCAAACUAAAACUGUUCACUUUAAUAUUUCCAAACAUGUUAAUCAUUGUAUAUGUGUUUAACAGAUGGCAUGAUGGCCCUCCCCAGUGGCUUCUCUCCUUUUGUGGAAUUUUCCGAAGAAUCUCAACAGUGGAGAUGGAUUGGUAAGAAAAAUUAACGACUUUAAUUCCAGAUUGAUGCUUUGGUGCUUUGUUGUAUCUCUGAUGACUAAAUAAAAGCCAUUUACUGAUUCAAGGUCCCACUCAGGAUACAGAGAAGGAUCUCAGUGCACUCUGUCAGCUGUGGCUGGACUCUAAAGAUUUAGUUGUCAAGGUACUACUUUUCUUUAACAGUAGGAUUAUUAAAUAACAUUAUAACCUUUAAUAUUUGCCAUACAACUGUGUGUAUGCUACCUUUAAUUGUUUUAUUCAAGCUGUCUUUUUUUGUCUCCCACAGACAGAAAAUGAAGACAUGUUAGAGAUUACUUCUCCAACACCAAGAGUGUAUGUUUCAUGGUUUCUUAAGUCUUAUAAACAUGACCAAAAUUGUUUGAAAAGUAACUUUUUUUCUUAGUCUAUUUAUUAAAGGAUUAUUCAUGUGACUGUUUUUGCUGGCUGAUAAGCACUGAUAUAUUUUGUGUACCUUAGAAAGCAAACAAAUCAUUACUUGAUGAGUGACAAUUAGAUUGAUUGUGAAGCAAACUAAGUUGAUUAAAGCCUUUUAACAUACUGAAGCAGUUUGAGUUAACUGUGUAAUAUCUUACUUUAUGUAGUUCAACUGAUUAUGUGGUGCGGCCCAGCACUGGAGAUGAGAGACAAGUUUUUCAAAUCCAGGUUUGUUUUUUGUCUACAGAGUAUUUUUUCCAACAUCAUGCCUCUUUUGUGAUCGUGAACUCUGUAAACAAGCACACUCUUUUUUUCUGCAUUAGGAGCAGCAGAGAUAUAACCAGCCACAUAAAGCCUUCACCUUCAGGAUGCACGGCUUUGAGUCUGUGGUGGGGCCUGUUAAAGGAGUCUUUGACAAGGAGAUGUCCCUCAACAAAGCCAGGGAGCACACGCUGCUCCGUUCAGACCGUCCACCAUAUGUCACCAUUCUCUCUCUGGGUUAGACCUUGGUGUUUUUGCUCUUCACUACCUUUGCAGAUUUAAUGAAAUGCACGGAUGACCAAUAAUACUGUUCUGCAAUUUUCUCUCCUGCAGUGCGCGAUGCUGCUGCCAGGUUACCCAAUGGAGAAGGAACAAGAGCAGAGAUCUGUGAGCUGUUGAAAGACUCACAGUUUCUUGCUCCAGAUGUCACUAGUGCACAGGUGUGAUCGUUAUCCAUGUUAUCCUGUUUUUAUUUUUAUUUUUAAAUUGUUGUCUCAUGCUGACAUUUUCUUGGCCAUUUAGGUGAACACAGUUGUCAGUGGUGCUCUGGAUCGACUCCACUAUGAGAAAGAUCCCUGUGUGAAGUAUGACAUCGGCCGCAAACUGUGGAUUUACCUGCACCGCAGUCGCAGUCAAGAAGAGUUCGGUGAGAAACAAAGAGCUUUUUGUUAAAGAUCUUAGAAAGGUUGUGGACACCCUUGUAGAUUUUAAUGAAUUUUUACAUUUUUUGAUUGCAAUGUUUCAGAAUAGAGAAUAUAAAAAAUUGGGUAACAUUUUACUUGACGUCUAUCUCUAUAAUGCAUUAUAUAUACAUGUAUAAAGCAUUAUAAUCAUGCUAUAGCACUGUAUGAGUAUACUUAUAAACACUCAUUAAUGAUCAUAAUGCUUUAUAGCAAUAAUCAUAACACAUUUUAAAACAUUUUAUCAUGACUUACAAGGUCAGGUACUAUAAUGUGUUACAACUGUUAACAACUCACUGACAAUGCCCACAUAUAUAAUGCAUUAAACAUAUAUUUAUGAUGUGUUAUAAUUUGCUUAUAAACUUUUAUAACCAUCAUUAUAAACACUCAUUAGUUAUAAGGCUUUAUAACAAUAAGCAUAACAAAUAUAAUAAACAAAUAUUUAAUUAACACAUUAUAUUAUAGAGAUAGGCAUCAAGUAAAGUUUUACCAAAGUUUCUUUAAGACCCCCUGUAGAUCUGUAGUCAUUCACUUAAGGAGUAUAAUUAGAAAGUCUAAAGCCUUUUAUUAACUGUAAUUUGGUCUUUGUUGAUGAUUAUACCCAAAUGUGAAUAUUUUUGAUUGUCAAGAUAACUUUGAUUUGGAUUCUCAUAUAUUUUCCAUUUGCUCCCAUCCAGAGAGGAUCCACCAGGCUCAAGCUGCUGCUGCAAAAGCAAGAAAAGCUCUACAGCAGAAACCGAAACCCGCAUCUAAGCCUGUGAGUGCCACAGUUCUAAUACAAAAAGAUUUCUAUGUAGUUCUAUGAAGUUAUUUUCUCUGUAAACCGUGUGAGUCAUUGUGGCUGCACUUGAAAUUUUGAGAAGUUCAUCUGUAUCUCUCAUUUUUGAUGUUUUAGAAGUCUGGAAGUAAAGAUGGAGGCAGUAAAAUCCCCGGAUGUCUUGAGGGAGCUCAGGAUGUAGUCUCCAAUCCGAUGUCACCAACCCCAACAACACCCACCCAGAACACACCUGGAACCCCUAAGUCCCCCUUACCCUGUGCAGCAACAACACCAACAAAGACUGGAGUCCCAGAUGCAAUCAAAACCAGCUCAGGGUCAGUGUGACCGAUGAUUUCUUUUUGUUCUUAUUAUUUCACAAACAUGUCCCCGUGUCUCCGCUCAGAAGUUUAACAAACUUCUUUUCUGCCUGUUGCUCCUCCCAGGGUUCUUCUUGUGUCACCUCCCUCACUACCGCAGCUCGGUGCCAUCUUACCAAGCAGUCAAGCUGCUCCUCCAGCCUCCCAAUCUGUCACAUCCCAACACACAGCUCGGUUAGUGAGUCACCUCGCGGCGGGCUCCCUCCCUCAGGUGCGGGUUGUUUCGGCUCAGCCCGGUCUGGUUUCAUCAGCCGGGAAUCAGCAGGCCACACUGGUGCACCAGACCCCUCAUCAGAUCAGGAUGCCCGUGUCAGUAGCAGCGAAGGGCAUUUCACAGGUAAUGAUAAGAUAAUUUGAAGUUGGUUUAGCCGUGUGUUAUGGAGCACACACAUGUUUAAUUCAACCUUUGUUUAUCAGCAGGCAGUGGUGUCUGUUCCUCUGAGGAGUCAGUCUGCGAGUAGUCCAGUUCAGGUGCCGACCUCCUUGUCUGUGUCUGCUGUCGCUGUGGCCAAACCUCAGACUGGUUCGCCUGGAAGCCCAGCUAACAACCCGACUUCCCCUGCUGUGCUGCAAGGAGUGGCCAGCCCGAAUAUCAAACAGGUGAAUCCGUCUGUUUUACUGGGAUAUUUGUUUAGUUUAUUUUUUCAUUCUUUUCUGCACAUGAUGGAUCUGACUGUAACAUUUCUUUGACCUUGUGUAUCAUCAUGUUAUUUGCCGUGUGAAUAAUUUUCCGUUGAUAUGUUUUAAUAUGUUUUUAAAGGUGUCCAUCACAGGCCAGUUGGGAAUGAAGACAACUGGAGGAGCAGGAAUUCCAAUCACAGCGACAAACCUGCGCAUCCAGGGUAAAGACGUCCUACGUCUCCCACCCUCCUCCAUCACCACAGACGCAAAAGGCCAAACAGUGCUCCGGAUCACCCCUGAUAUGAUGGCAACUCUCGCCAAGUCCCCAGUUGCAACCGUCAAACUCACCCCUGACUUCCUUGGAAGCGCUGCCUCGGGUAGCAAGAGCAUAUCAGCCACUCUUCACGUGACGCCGACCCAUCCUUCGCCGACCUCCACCACCAGUGCCGCAUCCUGUACAGGUGAAAUACAGACCUCCAAAGCAGGCCCUGUGACCUCCACACUGUUAAAGGCAGCAGGAGACACAGCCAUACGCCUGAUGCCCACGUUGGCAGUCUCUGUAGCCGACCAGAAGACAAGGACAUUCUCCUCGGUGAGCUCUCCUGACAAGAGCGGCGCCACCAUUCGGAUAAUGCCCGGACUUGGUGUUAUUCCACAGAAACAGGGUCAGACUAUAACCAUGACAACCACAACUGGCGGUAAACCACUCACUGCAUCUACCUGCGCAAAUGUAGUGACCAUGGCUGCCAGCGUCGUGGCUGGUGCUAAGGGGAUCACGGUAGCCCCAGGAGCUUCUGGCUCACCUCUGACUCUGGGAACAGCCACAGCCACAGUCCGGCAGGUUCCAGCGACAGUAGUCACCACACAAACGGUAAGAGAACUCUUCAGUUUUCUGCUCUUCUCAGGUGAACUGUAAGGUUUUCUGUGUAGUUUUCACCACCAUCUCUGUUUGCACUUUACCAGAAAACUGUUUUACUUAUUUUUUAUUUUUUAAGCCCUGCUUUUCAGAAUUUGUAGCGAAGAACUUUUGAGUCAUUUGAGUUUCAGGACGCUCAUGUAAGUAGCAGCAUGGCCUCUAGAGGGUGCUGUCGAGCUGCUGUUUCACAGUUUGGUUUCCUUCAUGUGUCUUAAGGGAAUAUAAUGUUUCAAGCUGUAAUCUAAUGCCCAGCUGACAAACGCUAGCGUUUAGCGGCGAUAUUGAGUUACCUUUCUCUUACAUUAUAGAUAAUUUCACAGACAGUGAACAAAGAGAGCUUCACCUUUUGUGACGACAAUAGAGCAGAGCGUCAUGUUUGUGAUUUUAAUUAGGAAAGGCUGCUGGAGUUUUUGUCAUUUUGACCAAAUGUUUAUCCAGGUCAGUAACCAGUUUAUUAAAUAUCAGGAGUUAAAAGGGAAAAACUAUCAGUUAUCGUAAGAGUAAAGCUGGUUACCAGUAGUUUUAGUUGUGUGCCAGCUGGGUGUGAACUUGAAGUCUCGACUCAAACAAACUCGAGUCUCGGUGUCUGGAUGUAGGUUAGGAGGUUGGCACACAUACUUGAAACUAUUUCCUUCUUCCUCUUGAAUGCCUGUUUGAACUCUUGAUUGAUAUAUAGAUUAUUUUGUGUAGUUUUCUCUGGGUAAAAUCUGAAUUAUUUGAUGAGAAACGUCUUGAUUUAUUCAUCAGCUGCCCCAAAUCGUUCAAGUCCCUUUUCACUCAUUGAAUUACAUUGACUCUGGUUUGUAUUCCUAAAAUCAAGUGCAGGACUUUAGUGUCUAUUCAUCACUGUUUAUCCUUCUGCACCAUUUGUUUAUAAUGUGAGCCAAGCCCUUUGAUAGUCACGCGACUGUUGUGUUUGCUGUUUGAUAACACUACAGGGGAAGUUACCUGCACGGAUAACUGUGCCUCUCUCUGUUCUGAACCAACCGCUGAAGAGUAAGAGUGUCGUGACCACACCUAUUGUCAAAGGAAGUCUGAACACAAAGUGAGUCUGCUCAUCCAAACUGUGUGUUUAAUUUUUAAUUCUGGUUUGGAACUUUUUUUUUUUAAUAUAAUUUGUUAGAAGGGAUCACAGAUGAUCACAGAUCUCAAGUGUAUUAUGUGGAGUGUGCUAAGAUUGUUUCUUUUAUUUUAGACUCUAAUAGGCUUCUUAUUAAGAUACAAAUAGUUAAUUGGUGUGUUGUUUAAUUUGUCUACAUUGUAGUUGUAGUCUCACCUCUUAUUUCUGUUAAUCUGUAAAUCAUUUAUUCCCUUUCAGCUGCUUGAUUGUUUCCCUUGUUUUCCUCUUUUCUGCGCAGUAUCAGUAGUCUGGGCAGGAACAUCAUCCUGACCACCAUGCCUGCUGGCACCAAGCUGAUCGCAGGAAACAAACCGGUCAGUUUUGUCACAGCACAGCAGUUCCAGCAGCUUCAGCAGCAGGGGCAAGCCACACAGGUGAGCUUAUAUUUCACUGUUCACUUCUGUUGUAAUGCAUUUGUCAGAAAGAAAGAGUGUCAGUGCACUACAAUUGCUAAUAUGUUGAUUUUAUAUGAUUGAUUGUUAUUCAUUUAUCGAGCUGAAAUAAAUCACUCAUGGUCUAAAAAGCUUCAGUUGAGUUCAGACUUAAGUCUCAUCUUCUUCAUACAGUCUGUUUUAAAAUGACUGCUUGAUUGUAGACCUGAACAAACACAGCUAAUUCGAAGGCUGGGUUGGUCUUUCUUCUUUCAGGUUCGCAUUCAGACAGUUCCAGCGCAGCAGCUCCAGCAGCACAUAGCAACAGGCUCCCCGAAGUCUGUUUCCACAGUUGUAGUGACAACAGCACCUUCGCCCAAAUGCGCCCCUGAUCCCCCGCCUGCUCCUCAGCAGUGAUCCUUUCAAAUCAUAGGUUUGGUGCACAAAAUAAGUGUCUGCGUUCAGCGGUUGGAGUCCCUCUUUGCAGUAACUGUCGUGAAGUUAUUGACAAAAAGGUGUGUCUUAUGUCUUUAUUUAUGUUCAAAUUAAACCUGUCACUGUUGGACAGUUUUCAAUCUUAACAAAAUUAAACCUCCUUGUUUCGUUCUACCUGUGUCGUGAUCUGAAAUUAAUACAACGGCUCACCGGGUUUUUACAGGUACAAACACACUCAAAUGAAUAUCAGAAAUCCCAGAUUACUUUUUCAUUCAUGGUUUGUCGUGUUUAAAAGCUCAAAUUUCCUAAUGGCUGUCUCUAAGGUGUUUUGUUUGCCAUUGGUAUAUCUGUUUGUUUUAAACCAUUCAAAGUAAUGAGAGCCUUAUUUGGAUUGUGACUCAUUGAUUUUUGUUUGCUGUCUAAGAAGCCUUUGUAUUCAAAGGCAAGUUAGCAGGCAGACAUUCAAGUCAUCCAUUUCAGUUUAUACUAUUAUACCAUAUCGUGUUCUUGAAAUACUUUAACAACCAUAAUAAGUGAACAUGCUGAACAGAAAUGUGUUUUUGUUUCUCUUUACAAAAAAAAAAAAAUCUAAAGCAUACAGACAUUGUGCAAAACAACUGACUUAGUCUUAAACGCAGCAACAACAUAAAAUAUAAAAUUAGAUUUAAGUUAAUUUCCAACAGCUGUAAACAUGGAUUCACUCUUCAUCCGACUCUUCAAGCAAAGCUUUCUGGGAAUUUGACUUGGAGGAGGUGUUUCGCAUUCCAAUCUCAAUAUCUCGUCCUCUUGCUGAGAAUCGCUUCACCGUGCUGUUACAACAGAAAGAGAAACCAGCUUUCAGGAAUCAUGACCAACAUGAAGGUAAAGAAAAGAUCAUAUUUCUGCUGGCACUGUCUCUGGAGUAUUUAAGAGUUGGAAAUUACAAAGACUGAGACCUCAAAUUUGAUUAACACUAAUGUUCCAGAGCAGUUUGUAAUUAUAAGUAUCUCAUUCCUAGGUUUGGUUCACUUGACAUGCAAAUUGUUGUACAUUUUAAAAUAAAGUCCCUAUGAUUUUCAUGUAUUUUCAAGCCCCAUCCACGAACAAGCAAAGAGAAUUAGCACAGACUUUAACUGCUUUGGUGUACAGCAUUGGUCUGCAUGCUCUAUAAUUGUUCCUGUACAAAAACACUGAAUGAAGAAAUAGAUUAUUAUGAAUUACAAUCUUAGUUACCAUAAAGAGUGCUAAUAUAGAACAUAAUUCGCGAGGACCCGUUAUUUUCUUCUGAUCUAUGCAACAGAUCCUGAGCUACCCCAACACCAAUGUAAGACGGACACACAGAUUUUUGCCGCAUACCAGCAGUGGUUGAACCUGUCCUUAAAGCUUGAAAACUUCCUUGAGCGGUCCAAGUUCCCGUAAAAACAUUCAAGCAAAGGAUGAAAUACUUACAACCAAACUAGAGAGAAGGUGCAGGUCACUAAAAGCAGAGCCACAGCUAUAUGCCAGCAGAAGCACAUGGUCACAAACAUGACAUUGCUGUGUUCCUCCAGGUCCCACUGUUUUCCACUUGGAGGGUAAAGUACAAAUCCAAUCUGAAAUGAUGGACACCAAGAUAGAUUAGCCCCCCAGCUUGUGAUCUCAAGCAAAAUAUUCUGUUAAAUAGACACAGACCUAAAAGAAGACGGUCAUAAUGAACUACCCCCUAGUUUCUAUGAUUGGGUGACGAUUGAGCUGAUUUCUUAAGUCAUUUUUGUAAAUCACCUGGUAGAACCAUGACCCCUGCAGAAUGAACAGGCCUCCUCUGA
Molecule: messenger RNA, 11405 nt
Organism: Xyrichtys novacula (pearly razorfish)
Lineage: Eukaryota; Metazoa; Chordata; Actinopteri; Labriformes; Labridae
Source: the annotation of a GenBank genome assembly